UUCCUCGGUUAAGUCAGUCUGCCGGCGUAUUUAUUAAUGAAUGUACCAAGUGUGGUCCACAUAAUUUCAGUAAAAUCAUAACCUUAAAUCCGCGUAUUCUCCCGGAGUUUUACUUCGGCGGUACCGUUCCGGGCUAAACGAAUUUUUCGUCCUAAUAUGUGAUACGUUCGCGGUGUGCGGUUAUCUCACGUCUUCGGUAUACGAUAGUGCGAAGUUCGCAUUCCCAUGCCAGUUUACUAAUAAAUAGACUUUGUUUACCCAGGAAGCAACAUGCACGGAUUUUUUACACUUUGGCUGCUCUUCCAUCUCGGAUUCAAAUUAGGUCUUGCAGCUCCUUUCAUCGAAGACUGUCCUCAUGAUAGUAAACUAGACGAAGAUCACUGCAUUUGCAAUCCAGAAUCGUGCGUGAAACCUCCAUGUCUAACGGAAUUAGAAGUGCAUAAAAAAGGAACAGAUGAACCCGGAUCAUGUUGCCCUAUAUACUCUUGUAUAGGUUGCAAAAAUGAGACUCUGUUAGAAGGUAAAUGUCCCUGUGCUCCUGGUGCCGUCCUUAAUGAAAAAGGAAUUUGCAAGUGCAUAGACAAAGAACGGCAUCUAGUAAAUGGAGAAUGUGUAUGCAAUCCUCAGCAGUGUGAGCUGCCGAAGAUCUGCGACAGGAAAUCGCUUCUAACAACAAUUGAAGACGGUUGUUGUCGAAAAACACGAUGUGUUCCUUGUCCUCAAGACAGCGAAUCCACCAACUUAGACACUGACGAGCUAGAAGACCACUGUGUCUGUUUACCUUGCAUGAACGAUUGUGGUUUUAACAAAACUGUGGUUGUGAAGAAGAAAGGCACCGGAUUUCCUGGGAACUGCUGUGAUCUGUAUGAAUGUAAGCCUAUUGUAGACGAAAAAGACAAGGACUGUGUGGUAGGAGAUAUAAUUUACGAAAAUGGAGAAGAGUGGUCGACAGACGAUAAACAACAGUGUCGAUGCAAAAAUGGCAUUUCGUUGUGUGCGAAAAAGGCGGAAGAGGCAGUGCUGCAAAAUUGCUUCGAUGAAGCAGUGAUGUACAAGCACAACGAAACCUGGUUGAAAGAUCGGGGCUGUACAUUUUGCACAUGUUUAAAUGGUGAACCCGUAUGCAUAAGCCACUAUUGCGACGUAAAAGAAAGCCAAAUCAAAGAAAACAAUUCAGCUCCAUGCUUUAGAGACACGAAGAUGUUUGCCCAUCUUCACAGUUGGACGGAAGAAAACGAAUGUACCGUAUGCACUUGCUACAAUGGUGAAGAAAAAUGUAACUCAAAGCCUUGCGGAGAAAAGGAAAUAUCAAAUAUAGGUGAGUGCCUACCGCUAAUCAACUGCAAUAAGCCAUGUCCUAACGGCUUGCGAUUGAACAAGUUGGGCUGCGAAAUAUGUAAAUGUAAGCCAGCCAGAGUCAAAUCAGAACUGCUCAGCAAAUAUAACAUCACGUACAGCGAGCUUCUUAAUCUGUUAGAGGACUACAGCAAAAGUAAAACGGCUGCUACUAGCACUAGCAUAAUAAGCACGAUCAUUACCACCACACUUGCUACUAGCACAGAAAAAAAUUCAGCCAUGCCGACUGUUCUUAUUAUUAGACGGGAUGGAACCGAUGACAAAAAUUCAGGAACGAUGAUUACUCCUGCUUUUUCCCCCAAGGAUGGUUCAACUUGCUGGAUAACUCUAUCCAUUUUGGUCGUGUUCAUUUUAGUGAUCGUGGUAAUUGGUAUAAUAUUUUGCUUCUAUAAAAACAAGAAAAAAUACAGUGUGACCCCAUCGCGUGGAAGCUACCAUUCUGUCCUUAGUCCCACCAGCGAAAACAACAACACGAUAAAAAAGGAUUCGAUUCGAUUUGACAACGAGUGAAGAUUCAAUAUCUUGUAACAGAUAACAUAGAGUAGGUUUAUUCUUUUGUGAUAUUUUGCUUUGCGCAAACACGUUUACAGUAUCUACGUUUAAACGAGCACUAAAUGUAUUCAAAGGACUGCAGCUUUUCAAAAUCUGUUAUCCCCUUAUCUUGAUACUUUUUAUUAAACUUUAUAGCCCCUGCUUCAAAUUUCGAGCGAAUACAUUUCAUGCUCUUUGAGUUGUUGAAAAUAUAGUUUAUAUAAGAAAUAUAAAAGUAUAUAAUUCUAGGUACACAUCCAUGCGAAAAAUGUGAAAUGCUAUAAUGGGUGCACAUACAUACGGAUGUUUUAUCUCGUUUUCUAAUGAUGUGAUAAAAAUAACACAAAAAGUUGAGAAUUAUUUUACGAACAGUGUAUAAAAGAUUGAAACACAUUUUUGAACUGGAAACAAUGCAAUAUUGUUUGUGAUAUAAUUUGACCUUUUCGUCAAUCCGCAUGUCGCUAGUGAAAAAUGAUUAUCCUAAUUCGGAAAGCAGGGUUUCAGUUCACCGAUACUUUUAUGUAUAUGUUUCUUCCUAACUAACGAUUAUUUAACAUGUUAAAGCGAAUUUCGCAGCAAAUUAUCAAACGAAAAACGAAAAAAAAAACAUGACAGAAUUUGAAUUUCAAGAUCUCAAAAAGUUUAACAUUUCUACUUUAUUCGGAUUAAUUUUUUUAGUUAGAUUUGUAGAAUGUUAAUUUAAGUGUAUAGUUGGCAAAUAUAGUGGUUAUUUUAUAAAUAUUGAAUACGUUUAAGAUUAGCUACUAUCUCAAUGAAUGCAUGUGUUGCAGAACUAUAAAAAUCAUUGAAACCGGUACUUUCUUAAAAUAGUACUGGCUAAUUGUUGCUUUUUACUAUUUAAAACACGGGAAUUUUUUAGCUACUUUUCAACUAAAUUCUGCUAAUUUGCUUCAAAAACUUUGGAUUCUACUGCUCAUUUUCAUAGAACAAACCGUUAAUUCCAAAGGAGUUAGAAAGUUCCAAAUUCGGUAAGUUUAGAGUGUUGUUCCUAUGAUUAAGACUUUAAUAUUUUUUAAAUAUGAUAUAUAAUAUGUAACUUAUUUUUGUUAGAGUUAAGAUUCAUGUGGAAAUGCCUCUAAUCCAGACUAAAUACAAAAAAGUCAAUUGCCAAAGCAGUAACUUUUGCACUUGGUCUGGUUCGGGCUCUCAGUAUUUCAUAAGUAUUUCGCGACUUUGUUUUCUAUUUAACAACGGUCUCCCACACUAUUCGACGUUCUAACACGAGUGAUGCUAAAAGAACACUAAUUCCAUGUAAUGUUAUUCUAUUGAUCGUUGUAUUGAACCCAAGAGUAUGUUGUUAAUAAAUAUUAAAGUGUACAUAUAUAAUUACGUUAAUUAGGUAUAAGGUUAAAAAGUGAUUUUCUAGUUUGUUAAUGCUAUCCUAUCGCAUCAGUUUUUUUUAAUUUUUUUGCAUUUAUAUCGAGAAUUAGGAUUUGGAAAUUGAGUUUUCACGUGCAUACAGAAAAUUGCUGUCAUGUACCGGGUGAUUGAGCGAUGCAGAAAAGUCGCCAGCUGCAUCUUAGGACCCGUUAAUAUCAAGGUUCAUUAGAUAAGUGGUGAAAAAGACGAAGUGUUAAAAAAGGAUCUUUUUGAUAUGCCGGUUGCUGAAGCAGCAAAAUAACUUUACGAACCAUAUUUUCUUCUUGGCUUUUAUUAUAAAUAAUUUUUAAUUAUGAGCCUUGGAAAAAAUGCUUUUCCUGCAGACUAAAUUAAGUUAACUAAUAAUAUUAGAAGAUCUGUUGUCAAGAGCGAGGUAAGAUGUGAUUUUUGCUUUUUAUCUACUAGUUUGGCGUAUAAUUAAUUAAUGUAUAUUUAGUUUCCAUUAUACAUCAGUUUUCAACAAAAUUUCAUCGACAACAUUUAUGAAGACACUGUAGGUAAGUGAAAGCUGGGAAAAUUGAUCUUCGAACUUUUUGAAUUGUUCAAGUAAUUAAGCUCGAACGAGUCCUACAUUUUCAUUCACAUACGAAAUAUCUGUGAUUUUUUAUUUAAAAAAGACUUGGCGGUUUUUCUACAUUUUUGCUAUUAACAGCAUGAUGAAAAUGAAAAAUUUGAUUAUUUGAAUGAGGCAAAUCGAAGAAUCUGUUCGAAGAAUAUUUCUGUUGAUCCAAAAUUCUUCACCUCCAACCUUUAAUAAAUCUCGAAUCAUUAUCUCCAAACUUUAAUAAAGAAAAUGACAAUUUUCAGCUAUAAAAUAAAUCAAACUUUUCGAGAAAAUCAAUUAAUUCGCUUUUUCACCUUUUUAGUUCCAAGUCCAGGUUUCUGAGAUACACUGAUCGAUUUAUCUGCAUGAUUCGCCCGAUAAUUUCUUAAUCCUACGCUUUCGCAAUCCUGAAGUUGCAAUGAUUCAAUGAACUAAGCCAGAUUUAACAACGUUAAAACUAGUAGUUUAAUAAAUAGGUCUUGAUAUAAUCUAUAAUGUAGAUUUAGGCGUAUUAUAAUGAUUAUUGUACAUAUGUUCAGUUAGUUCAACGUUAAUGUUACUAUAAAAAAUAAAAUAUAAAAAGAAAGUAGCUUCAA
Molecule: messenger RNA, 4428 nt
Organism: Dendroctonus ponderosae (mountain pine beetle)
Lineage: Eukaryota; Metazoa; Arthropoda; Insecta; Coleoptera; Curculionidae
Product: cysteine-rich motor neuron 1 protein
Exons: 7
Coding region: 271-1866 (531 amino acids)
Molecular function (GO): serine-type endopeptidase inhibitor activity
Source: RefSeq, a predicted model, not a curated record